Molecule: messenger RNA, 2151 nt
Organism: Beauveria bassiana ARSEF 2860
Lineage: Eukaryota; Fungi; Ascomycota; Sordariomycetes; Hypocreales; Cordycipitaceae
Product: TPR repeat protein
Exons: 5
Coding region: 1-2151 (716 amino acids)
Molecular function (GO): ADP binding; protein binding
Source: RefSeq, a predicted model, not a curated record
AUGGCUGAUGUAUCCCACGCCAGCGCGUCUAAUGAGCAAGAAAUUGCGCCUUGGAGGACGCCGUUUCAAAAUAGCAGAUGGUUCAGCCGCGGCUGGACGUUGCAAGAACUCAUCGCACCGAAAGUGGUAGAGUUUUAUUCCAAAGAGGGUACUUUCUUGGGCGACAAGCAAUCUUUGGAAUAUAUUAUUCGUGACAUCACGGGGAUCCCGACAAAGGCGCUCCGUGGUACCCCGUUGUCCGAAUUUACUGUCACCGAGCGCGAGUCGUGGGCUCGUAAUCGUCAGACAAAGUAUGAAGAAGAUAUGGCAUACUCACUCCUCGCAAUAUUCAGCGUAUUUUUGCCACUGAUAUACGGUGAAGGACGAGAUGAGGCGAAUGGCGACUUCGAGAAGAGGUUCAAAAGGCGUCUUUCAGAGGCACCAGAGAUACAAAAUUUUGUCGCAAGAAAAGAGGAACUGGCGGAGAUGCGCAGAACACUUAUCUCGGAUGGCAGCCGUCGUGUCGUGGUCCUCCAUGGCCUUGGCGGCAUUGGCAAGACUCAGCUCGCCGUGGCAUAUUUAAAGCGAUACCGAGACGAAUACUCGGCCAUAUUCUGGCUGAAUAUGAAGGACGAGACUUCCAUCAGACAGAGCUUCGUCAAUGUUACGAAGCAGAUACAGCAACAAGGUGCUGAUGCGCAUCUGUUCAGUGAGCUCGGCGCGGAUGAUGACCCGAACAAGGCUGUGGAGGCUGCAAAGUUGUGGGUGCCCGUCAUUUUCACGGCACGGUUGUCGCUCAUCGACAUGGGCCAUGUAGUUCGCGUAAAGAAACUAGAGUCCAUGGCAGAUAGUUUAGAAAUUCUUGCUUCGACAUCUGGACGAGCUAAUUUACAGAAAGAUCCGGACGCCAAGAGGCUUCUUCAGGAGCUUGACGGACUACCAUUGGCCCUUGCCACAGCUGGUGCAUUCCCUGGCUGUUCGAGGCUGCGAACACUCGGCAUAACCUUCAGUCUACAAUGCAGAAUGAAAGAGGCCGAGGAUACUCUGCUGCGGGCACUUUGCGGGCAAAACAAGUUACUUGAUACCGAGCAUCCGUUCCUAGUCGUCACACUUAAUGGCUUAGCUUUUUUGUAUUCAAUACAAGGCCGGCUUGAAGAGGCAAAAGCCAUGUAUCACAGGGUGAUACAAAUACAGGAAAGACAUUGGGGGUCAGUUGUUUCGAAAGGACUCUGCAGCCUCAAAACGAUAGCAUUGAUGAACUCUGAUCAACACAACACGGAGAAGACUGAGCAGUUUCUCUGGGAUAUUCUGAAAAUAUCUGGCCAGAACAAUAGAGAUUAUUUAUCGACUCAGGGGGCGCUUAGUUGCCUUGGAGAGCUUGAUAUGCUCCAAGGGAAGCUGCCGGAAGCGGAAAACAUAUUGUUGAAAGCACUUGGUGAACCGAAGAGGCUGCUUGGAGUGAAACGUCUAGAUUCCCUCUAUACAAUGACAGGUUUAGCGGACCUGUAUCUAUCUCAAGAAAAGCUACAAGAAGCUGAAGCUCUGUGUCUCAAGGUAGUCCGAGGAUAUGAAGAAACUCUGGGCAGAGAUAUCAUAACGACGGCAUUUGCGCUCUUCCAACUGGGAAGUGUAUAUCUCGCCCAGAGGCGAUUUGAGGAGGCCAAGAAGAUCUACCUCGAGAUCUUGAAGAAGCCGAUGAGAAAACCCGGGCUGGAACCCCAUCUUGCAAUGUUUGCCGCGCUGGAUCUGGGCUGGUUGUACCACAUUCGGGGCCGGUUUCGCGGAGCCGAGUCCAUGUUUCGGCGGGCCCUCGGUGGCUUUGAAGUAUGGCUCGGACCGAACCACAAGCAAACGCUGGUGCUGGUGUCGAGGCUGGGCCAUUUGUGCAUGGAGCAGGAUCGGGCGGACAAGGCCGAGCCGCUGUUGGCACGCGCGCUCCACGGUUAUGAGGAAACGAUUGGGCCGGCGGGCUUUGCGCAGUCCCGGGAAGCGCUCGAGGCCGUGGCGGAUAUGGGCAUGCUACGACUGAGCCAGGACCAGCAGCGCGAGGCACGCGGGUACCUUCGGCGUGCGCACGACGGCUACAUGUCGCUUCUCGGGCCGGAUCAUGCAAGAACACGUCAACCACAAACGGUGCUGCGCGAGUUGGAAUGGCUGUCUGUCUUUGAUUAA